Molecule: messenger RNA, 2370 nt
Organism: Verruconis gallopava
Lineage: Eukaryota; Fungi; Ascomycota; Dothideomycetes; Venturiales; Sympoventuriaceae
Exons: 2
Coding region: 836-1993 (385 amino acids)
Cellular component (GO): cytoplasm; nucleus
Source: RefSeq, a predicted model, not a curated record
UGCUGCUGCUGCUGCCACUGCUGGCUGAUCCACCCUCUUCGACUGCUGCCCCAGAAACACUUCUCCUCACGCGUUUGCCCGCCCCGGCCGUUCCAGCCUAUCCGCUUGCCUGCAUAAAAUCCCUUGCCUCUUUCCACCUUCGCCUCGCUGCUUCCACGCCCACACCUCCCACUUACCCCUCGCAUACGUCCUCUUUCCACCUCCACACACGCGCGCAUACAAAUUCCCCCUCCCCACACGUCCAUUCGCACACCGGACGCACACGCACUCCUACGCACCUAUCUACACACCUUGCAACCGCUCCAUCCUUAGGAAAACAAUGACCGAUUCGCCCCGCGCACAACUGCCCAUAGAUCCGGAUGAGCGUCCGAUCGAGGGCCAGCUGCAGCAGAUCCGCAAUCAACUCGAGCUCCUGAAGCAGGAUAAAAGCUGUUAUGUUAAGAGCGGCGAUGUAAUCAAGCUGUACAAGGCUACCAUUGAGCAGGUCAAAGCUCUCAACGAACUAAGGCAGCGCAAAGAUAAGAAGGACGAACAGAACAGAGGUGAGUGAUUUUCGGCUACGUUCGGCGUCUUUGCCUUUUGCACAUCACUGCUUUUGAUGUCCUCUCAUCUUGUCGUAUCGCACCAAGCUUGUAAUUGCAAAGUGUUUGAUUUUGCCACUCAUUCUUGCCUGCCUAUUUGGUGCGGUCGCAACCCCUCUCUAAGUCCAACAUUUGUGUGGUUGCGGAACCUCGUUUACCGAACCGAGUAGCAAGGCUCAGCAUGAGGCUUACUAAUCCUUCGUCCAGUCGACAUACUUUGCGACGACUGCUUCCAGCUGAUCUCUCUUGGUUUCAUGGCCAUUGGAAAGAACAAUGACGCGCCUGGAAUAUACUCAAUUAUCUCAAGCAUCAAGCGUUUGCUGGACCACCUAAACGAGGCGGCUUUUUAUUCCGCCAAGGACUUGGAAUCCAUCUCGCGUGAAUUGCAGAAGCACCGAGCCUCGCUCAAGCGAUGCCAGGCGGAGUAUGACCCCGAGCUUAUCGAGCUAAUCGAGCGCCGCAUGGCCGUAUGCGAGACCGCCCUGGCGCGAUUGCAGGCUGUCAUUGAUCACCUGGGUCCUGAGCAUAUCGUGACCUGGGAGAAACUGGUUUCCAUCUUGCGGAGACUGUCAAACCUAAACACGCGGUCACGGUACAGUAAAGAAGAGCACUCGGCUCUCAAGAAGGAACUCGAAGACCUGGAGACAGCAUGCCCUUCCUUGCACAAGGAGCUUCCGGAGUCAAUAGCCGCGCGCUACGAGCAGAUCAUUCUAGAACAGGAAGACGCUUUGAAAUUAUCACCGGAGAAGCUAGUCACAAAUCUAUACGAGCGAUGCGUGUUGUGGUCAUGGAUGAUUGAGCAGAAGCCGCUAUACGUGGACGAGGACUUCAGAGAGCUGUACACUACUCUCAAAACCAUCCGUGACCAGCUCGAGAGCCGCUCCCUUCUCCAGGCCUGGUCACUGCGUGAAACAGAUCUGUAUGACUAUCAAAGGCGACUCGACCGCAUUGACGGUGCAAGGACAGUAGACGGCAAUUUCGUGGAUGCCAAGGGCAAGAAGGCGUGCCUACAGACACAACGGACGCUGCUUUACUUUUUAAGGAAGAGCUACGCGCUCAUCUACUAUAUGCUUACGCAAUCGGAACCCGUAUCCGAGGCGCUGCUACCUAUUUAUAACCAGCUCAAGACGUUGAAGAAAUGCCUUCGCGAGGUACAGAAGGCUGGUGGUGUUUCGUCACCGAGAGAGUUGUAUCCCUACAGUAUGAAGCUCAACUCCAUAGACAACAUGCAGGUAGAUGGCAAGUUCAUGGUCAACGGCGACAUCCCUGACGGCCAGGCUGCCGUCGUCUCGCUCCUGCAUGAAUGCUAUGAGCUUACUCAACAACUCAAAGAACAGGCUGAAGAGAACGAAGAGGCAGAGGAGUCGGGCAGUGCUGUCCCAGUACAGGCAGCUGUCCCUAGCACCGCGUGAUAUUUCAUAACCCUUUUUGAUGUUUACGAUGAUGUUUUUUUUUGUGCUAUGAAUGAGGAGGCCCACGCAGACUAUGUUUAUAGUGCAUGUAUGCUCUCACCUACCUGCUCUUCGUCUCCAAAAAUUUUUCGGCGGCUGAUUCUUUUAUCUGGGGCGCUAUGAAUAGAUUGGAGAGUAAAGGGAAUGUAUUCACACACCGUCCUUAACAAAUGACAGGAGGCCGCGCUUUGUACUGAUUAUCGAAAGACGUAUUGUAUUACUGUGGUGACAGCGGCGGUGACGGUAGCUAGGGGUGGAACUACGAACAGAGUCAUCGUGCAGCGGUUUUGUUGCUUUACAGUUUGAAAAUCAAGACUUAGGUCCAUCUUCUUUUCAGA